Messenger RNA from Nannospalax galili (Upper Galilee mountains blind mole rat), 630 nucleotides. RefSeq names its product rhox homeobox family member 1-like. The transcript has 3 exons. Gene Ontology annotation, molecular function: RNA polymerase II transcription regulatory region sequence-specific DNA binding; DNA-binding transcription factor activity, RNA polymerase II-specific. Lineage: Eukaryota; Metazoa; Chordata; Mammalia; Rodentia; Spalacidae. The record is from RefSeq and is a predicted model, not a curated record. Bases 1 to 630 code for a protein of 209 amino acids. Gene Ontology annotation, biological process: regulation of transcription by RNA polymerase II.
AUGGGGUGCAAUUACUUCUUUGACCUCGACUAUUAUGGAGUGGGCUUCUACGAGGAAGUAGUUAACAGUGAACCUGAGCAAAUGUGGGCUGAGGCAGCUCGCCCAUGCCGCUUGGGAGGACCUGUAAGUGCCCUGCACAAGCUGGGCCGUGACUUCCACCUGAGUCUUAUGGGUGAUGACAGCUACAACCGUAAAAACAGAAACAACACCCAAAAGAAAAACCGUGAGUCUCAACAGAGGAAACAGAAGGAGCCUGGGAACGUGUCUGGGGAAGUUCCUCAGCCCCUGAACAAGAGGUGCAUAAAACGCCACACGUUUACGUGUGGGCAACUGCGAGAACUGGAAAGAGUUUUCCAAGAAAAUCAGCAUCCUGAUGUGCAGAAAAGGAAACAGCUCGCUGAGCUCAUUGAUGUCGAUGAACACAAAGUGAAGUCUUGGUUCAAAAACAAGAGAGCGAAAUACAAGAAAAAUCAGGAAGCAUUACUACACAGCAGUGAGACACCUAGUACCCAAGACCAUGCCUGCGUCAAGAUUAAGAUGGAGCCCAACGCUGUUUCUGAUCUCCAGAAGACAGUUGAGAAUGGGUUCAUCUUCUGUCAGCAACACCUUGGCUCGCUUUGCUGGCCAUGA